UUAUUGUGCGGUUGUGUAGCGAAGUUUGCUGUUUUGCCGCUUGCGGAAAAGAGGUAAUAGGUUCUGUGGGUAAUAGAGUAAACAGUUGCUACCGGUGAAAAUAAUAAUAAUAUAUGCUAUUAAAAUAGAGACUAUAACGCCAGAAUGAAAUUGGUAAGGUUUUUGAUGAAGUUAAGUCAUGAGACUGUAACCAUGGAACUAAAAAAUGGUACACAAGUACAUGGGACCAUCACGGGUGUAGAUGUAGCAAUGAAUACACACCUAAAAGCUGUAAAAGUCACUGUAAAAAAUCGAAAUCCUGUUAACUUGGAUACAUUAACUGUUAGGGGCAAUAACAUUCGGUAUUAUAUUUUACCUGAUAGUUUACCAUUAGAAACGUUGUUGAUUGAUGAUACUCCCAAAGCCAAAGCAAAGAAGAAGGAGAGUGCUCGUGGUGCAUCCAGAGGCCGGGGACGUGGCCGUGGAAGAGGCGGUCCUAGAGGUAGAGGUAGAGGAAGAGGUCGCAGAUAAGAGUCCCCAACUUAUUUAUUUCGCUACAGUCACUUUAUAAUUGAUUAUUUCCAUCAACACAAAAUAUUUUUAAAAAUUAUUAAGUGCCACAAAAAAUGAUUGGAAAAUUCAGAAAUAAUUCUUAAGUAUUUCAUAUGUAUCUGAAAAUUGACAAAUAAAUAUAAGUUUAUAAAC
Zophobas morio is the source of this 684-nucleotide messenger RNA. It is a transcript of the gene SmD1, whose product is annotated as Small ribonucleoprotein particle protein SmD1. Gene Ontology annotation, cellular component: spliceosomal tri-snRNP complex; U4 snRNP; pICln-Sm protein complex. Lineage: Eukaryota; Metazoa; Arthropoda; Insecta; Coleoptera; Tenebrionidae. The transcript has 2 exons. Gene Ontology annotation, biological process: spliceosomal snRNP assembly; RNA processing. Gene Ontology annotation, molecular function: RNA binding. The coding region runs from base 145 to 510 and encodes 121 amino acids. The record is from RefSeq and is a predicted model, not a curated record.